UACCUUUUACAUUUUUUCUUCUAUAUCAAAAGGUGUCCAGACAAUACAGAAGAGCAAAAUCUAACACAUGUCUUAGAAUUCCAUCUUCUGUGACUCUCAGAGGAUCCAGAUCUUCAAUCCAUCCUCUUUGGCCUGUUCCUGUCCAUGUACCUGGUUACAGUGCUUGGGAACCUGCUUAUCAUCCUGGCUGUCAGCUCUGACUCCCAUCUCCACACCCCCAUGUACUUCUUCCUCUCCAUCCUGUCCUUGGCUGACAUAUGUUUCACCACCACCACAGUCCCAAAGAUGACUGCAGAUAUUCAAACUCACAGCAGAGCCAUCUCCUAUGAGGGCUGCCUGACUCAGAUGUCUUUCUUUAUGCUUUUUGGUUGUUUGGAUAGUCUGCUUCUGACUUUGAUGGCUUAUGACCAGUUUGUGGCCAUCUGUCAUCCCCUGCACUACCAGAUCAUUUUGAACCUAUGCCUUUGUGGCUUGUUGGUUUUGGUGUCAGUCCUCAUCAGCCUUUUGGUCUCCUAGCUGCAUAAUUCAAUAGUAUUACAACUUACCUACUUCAAGAAUAUGGAAAUUUCUCAUUUUUUCUGUGACCCUUCUCAACUCCUCAGCAUUGCCUGUUCUGAUACCUUUACCAAUAACAUAGUCAUGUAUUUUGUUGGUGCUAUAUCUGGUUUUCUUCCUAUCUCAGGAAUCCUUUCCUCUUACUAUAAAAUUGUUUCCUCCAUUCUUAGAGUUCCAUCCUCAGGUGGCAGGUAUAAAGCCUUUUCCACCUGUGGGUCUCACCUGUCAGUUGUCUGCUUAUUUUAUGGGACAGGUCUUGGUGUGUACCUUAGUUCAUCUGUGUCAAUGUCUCCUAGGAAAGGUGCCGUGGCCUCGAUAGCAUACACUGUGGUCACUCCCAUGCUCAACCCUUUCAUCUACAGCCUAAGAAACAGGGACAUGAAAAGGGCCAUGUGGAGACUUGUGAGGAAAGUCUAA
Castor canadensis (American beaver) is the source of this 972-nucleotide messenger RNA. RefSeq names its product putative gustatory receptor clone PTE01. Gene Ontology annotation, molecular function: olfactory receptor activity; G protein-coupled receptor activity. The record is from RefSeq and is a predicted model, not a curated record. Gene Ontology annotation, cellular component: membrane. Lineage: Eukaryota; Metazoa; Chordata; Mammalia; Rodentia; Castoridae. Gene Ontology annotation, biological process: G protein-coupled receptor signaling pathway.